AUGUCCGGGUCUGAUUCCCAGAAAAACACGCACUUCAGGCUGUUCCUGCAGAUUGUGUAUACCGUCAUCAGUAAAUCAUUUGAACUGCUGCUAGAGAUAAAACCGAGAGACCUGAUCGAGCGUCAAGAUGCUGAAAAGUAUCUUCUGUUGGGUGGGACUGUGGGAGUUGUGGUGAUGGAGGCCUGUGGGCGUCGUCUCGGCCCCCCGCCCCCCUGCCCCCCAGCGGCGGCCCCCCUUGCCACACCCGCCACAGUGUCCCGUAAGAGGCGAUGGCCCGAGGGCAGCCGCCCCACUCUGCCCGCGUUCCGCGAGUAUAAGAGCCCGCAGCGACCACCCUCAGCUACACACAAGUCUUCACAGCUUCAUCCGUCCGCAGCUCUGCAGCAACAAAACCUACCCGCCAACAUGAAAGUUCUGGCUAUUGUCUUCCUCGCCCUCGCCGUAGUUGCCUACGCCGAAGAGGCCGCUGAGAAGAAGGAGGCCGCCCCCGAGGCAGUCGCCGAAGAGAAGAAGCAGGAGAAGCGCGGUCUCCUGGGUCUGGGCUACGGCGCCGCCCCCGCCAUCGGCUACGCCGCCCACGGCAUCGGCUACGCCGCCCCCGCUGUGAGCUACGCCGCCCCCGCCGUGAGCUACGCUGCCCCCGCCUACGCCGCAUACGCCGCCCCCGCCGUCGCUAAGGUCGCCGCCCCCGCCGUGGCCUACGCCGCCCCCGCUGUCGCCAGGGUUGCCGCUCCCGUCGCCAGGGUGUCCUACGCCGCCCCCGCCGUCAGCUACGCCGCCCCCGCCGUGAGCUACGCAGCUCCCGCUUACGCCGCCUACGCCGCCCCUGCCGUCGCUAAGGUCGCCGCCCCCGCCGUGGCCUACGCCGCCCCUGCCGUGGCUGCCGCCCCUGCCGUGGCCUACGCCGCCCCCGCCGUGGCUAAGGUCGCCGCCCCCGCUUUGGCCUACGCCGCCGCCCCCGCCGUGAGCUACGCCGCCCCCGCUUACGCCGCGUACGCCGCCCCCGCCAUCGCUAAGGUGGCCGCCGCCCCCGCCCUCUCCUACGCCGCCUACGGCUACGGACACGGUCUGGCUUACCACUAAAUGCAUCACCAAGAACAGGAUGUGCCACUUCACAGUUCAGAAUCCGCAGUGCUGUUGGCAAACCGGAUGGAGCCACGACGCUGCCGCCACGGAGUGAACUCUCCACCAAACUCUUCCUUCACUUCUCACCAGUCGUCGUCAACAACUCUCUUCCAUCAACUAAUUUAUUGAUUCCAUCGCUGCGCCCAAUGAAUAACAGUCACUCACUGUUGUGCACGCUUCUUCAAACCCCGUCGGUGGUCUUGCGACCUUCGACGCGAUCUUUUUUCUAGGAAUAAACAAUAUAAAAAUAUA
Messenger RNA from Schistocerca piceifrons (Central American locust), 1377 nucleotides. RefSeq names its product calphotin-like. Bases 1 to 1083 code for a protein of 360 amino acids. The transcript has 4 exons. Lineage: Eukaryota; Metazoa; Arthropoda; Insecta; Orthoptera; Acrididae. The record is from RefSeq and is a predicted model, not a curated record.